GACACCUACUACUGCGACGCCGGAGAGACGUGUAUGGGAAAUAAGAAGUGCAAUAAGGGUAGCAGCGGCGGCGGCGGCGGCGGUGGUGGAGGAGGAAGCCAGUGUGCGGCUGGCCAGACACCCUGUGGCGUGGGAUGUAUGCCGUCCGGGGAGGUUUGCUGCGAGACAUACUUCUGCAAUGCCGGCUUGACCUGUGUCGGGGACAAGAAAUGUCGAAACCCCAACGGUGAAGGUGGCGGCGGCGGCGGCGGAGGAGGAGGUGGUGAUGAUACCAGCGCGACGUCCAGUUUGCUCGCAACGAUACCUGGUAGCGAAGCGGGGACGACGUCUCUGAGAGAUUUCCCUCAGCCCACGCAGACACUUGAUGGCGGUGAUGAUGGACCGACAUCAUCGUCGUCAAGAUCUUCGUCGUCGACAACGAGGUCGGGGACAACCACGACAAGCGCGGCACCGACAUCGACGUCAGCCCAGGCUGCAGCGUUCUUGGGACGAUAUCUUGACGGCUCCGUCUUGGUUGCGGGCCUCCUCGUUGCAGCGCCGCUAGUGAUCUGAAAAUCAGCUGUAGGUAGUACAUACCAGGAGUAAGAACGACAAAUUUGUAACGCGAGUGUGUCAAUAAAUAUCAAGAGAAUAAGU
Molecule: messenger RNA, 636 nt
Organism: Colletotrichum godetiae
Lineage: Eukaryota; Fungi; Ascomycota; Sordariomycetes; Glomerellales; Glomerellaceae
Exons: 1
Coding region: 34-552 (172 amino acids)
Source: RefSeq, a predicted model, not a curated record